AUUCCAUUUCUAAUUGUAUCACAACCACACUCCAUAUUUAUAAACCACAACACACACCUAAAACACAAACAAAACUACUUUCUCUUCUCUUCUCCAAAUAAGAAGAAAUUAACAAUGGCCAAAGAGAGAGAAAAAAAGCUCUUCUCAUCUCUAUUUGGAAGCUACGCCGCAGAACUUAAACUACUUGUAACAACUCUUCUUCUCUUAUGCGGUGUAGCAACUUUCCUUCAGUUCAUUCCUUCACGUUUCACUAUUUCCGCUUCCGAUAUUCGCUUUUGCAUCUCCAGAGUUACCCAAACACCCCCUAACAACAUUACAAAAACAAACAACAUCACUGUAACGGAAAAACUUACUUCCGUUAUUCCACCGUUAACUUCUUCACUUCCAAAUCUCCCUCCACCGCCUCCACCGUUUGUUGCCGACGUUAACAAAGAACGUGUAAUAGAAAAUGGAAUCAUCAAACGCGCUUUUAACCCUUACGGUUCUGCAGCUUAUAACUUCAUCACCAUGGGUGCUUAUCGAGGUGGCUUAAACACUUUCGCCAUUAUCGGCAUAGCUUCAAAACCACUUCAUCUUUACAGUAAACCGACUUAUGAAUGUGAAUGGAACUCCGGCGCCGGUGCCGGCUCCGGCGUCACCACCGUUGGUUACAAGAUCCUCCCGGAUUGGGGCUACGGUCGUGUUUACACGGUCGUAAUAGUAAACUGUACCUUCCCGGAGCCGUUAAACGCCGACAACUCAGGCGGGAAGUUGAUUCUUUACGCUUCAACUUCCGGCGGCGGUGAUACAAGCUUAAACACCACCGAUAAAAUGGAAGUUCUCGAAGAACCAAAAGGAACUUUAGAUUUAUCGAUUUUCACUUCGAAACCUAAGUAUGAAUAUUUAUACUGCGGUUCAUCACUUUAUGGUAAUUUGAAUCCACAAAGAGUUCGAGAAUGGAUCGCUUACCAUGUGAAAUUUUUCGGUCCAAGUUCACAUUUUGUGAUACAUGACGCUGGUGGGGUUCAUGAGCAAGUUUUGGAGGUGUUAAAACCAUGGAUUGAACUUGGUUAUGUUACUUUACAAGAUAUUAGGGAUCAAGAGAGAUUUGAUGGGUACUAUCAUAAUCAAUUUAUGGUUGUUAAUGAUUGUUUACAUAGGUAUAAGUUUAUGGCGAAAUGGAUGUUCUUUUUUGAUGUGGAUGAGUAUAUUUAUGUUCCUCCAAAGAGUACUAUUAAAUCAGUGCUUGAUUCACUAUCAGAAUACUCUCAAUUUACAAUUGAACAGAUGCCAAUGAGUAGUAAGCUUUGUCUCUCUGCUGAUUAUGGAAAAACAUAUAGGAAAUGGGGAAUGGAGAAGCUUGUGUAUAAAGAUGUGAAGAAAGGGAUUAGAAGAGAUAGAAAAUAUGCAGUACAACCACGUAGUUUAUUUGCAACUGGUGUUCACAUGUCACAGAAUUUAGAUGGAAAAACAACUCACAAAACUGAAGGGAAGAUAAAAUAUUACCAUUAUCAUGGAACCAUAGCUGAAAGAAGAGAAUCAUGUAAAAUGUUUACAAAUUCAACAGAAACCACAUUUGACAAAACACCUUACAUGUUGGAUACAACCAUGAGGGACAUUGCAGGUGUGAUUAAGAAAUUUGAGCAGAAGAUGAUUGGAAACAGGGUACAGAAGACAACACAGCUAUGACAGCUUCAUAUAUUUUAUUUUUUUAUAAACUAUAUAAAUAUGAAUAUUAUUAUAUAACUUGUGGUAGAAUAGAAAUUCAUUGAGCGGUUCUUAUUUUAUUUUAUUUGUUUUUAUUACGUAUAUUUACAGAUGGGUAUAUGAUCAUGUUCAUUUUUAAUGUC
Messenger RNA from Cicer arietinum (chickpea), 1829 nucleotides. Its product is annotated as galactan beta-1,4-galactosyltransferase GALS3. Gene Ontology annotation, molecular function: glycosyltransferase activity. The record is from RefSeq and is a predicted model, not a curated record. Gene Ontology annotation, cellular component: cytoplasm. NCBI's taxonomy places the organism in Eukaryota, Viridiplantae, Streptophyta, Magnoliopsida, Fabales, Fabaceae.